AUGGCCGACCCGAGACCCAGCCCUACAUCAGACCUCCACUGGAGCGACUACAGAGGUGCUAUCCACCAGAUCUUUGCUGCAAAUGCGAACAAGCACCCCGAGAGGACUUGUGUAGUAGAGACUGCUUCUUCCAACUCUCCCAAGAGGGUCUUCACAUACCAGCACAUCAAUGAAUCGAGUAAUGUCCUGGCACACCACCUUGUAGCCAGCGGCGUCCAGCGGGGUGAGGUUGUCAUGGUCUACGCCCACCGUGGUGUCGAUUUAGUCGUCGCUGUAAUGGGUGUACUCAAGGCUGGCGCUACUUUCUCCGUCAUUGACCCUCUAUACCCUGCCGACCGUCAAAUUAUUUACCUCGAUGUUGCCAAGCCUCGUGCUCUUGUGGUCAUCGAGAAGGCCUCUCAAGAAGCUGGAAAGCUUUCAGAUACCGUCCGCGAGUACAUUCAAGAGAAUUUGAGACUAAGGACUGAAGUUCCCGGCUUGCAGUUGCAAGAUGAUGGUUCAGUCAUUGGUGGCAAUGUCGGUGGUCGCGACUGCCUCGACUCUCAGCAACAAUCCCGCGCUCAGCUUCCCGACGUGGUUGUAGGCCCUGAUUCGACACCUACUCUUUCUUUCACUUCUGGCUCAGAAGGUAGACCCAAGGGUGUCAAGGGCCGCCACUUCUCCCUGGCCUACUACUUCCCCUGGAUGCAAGAGCGCUUCGGGCUUUCCGACAAGGACCACUUUUCCAUGCUCAGUGGUAUCGCUCACGAUCCUAUCCAGCGCGAUAUUUUCACCCCUCUCUUCCUAGGCGCCCGUCUUAUUGUGCCUCCUGCCGAGGACAUCACCUUCGACAGACUGGCCAAGUGGGCUAGUGACAACGAGAUUAGCGUCACCCAUCUCACUCCUGCCAUGGGUCAAAUUCUUCUUGGUAGCUUGGAGCCCAAGGUCAACUCAUUGCACUCGGCAUUCUUUGUUGGUGACAUCCUUCUGAAGAGAGAUUGCCGUAGACUGCAGGACUUGGCCCCUAAUGUUCGCAUCAAGAACAUGUACGGUACAACUGAGACUCAGAGAGCUGUCAGUUUUUACGAGAUCCCCAGCAAGUCUGAAGACUCUUCAUACCUCGACAAGAUGGGUGAUGUUAUCCCUGCUGGCAAGGGUAUGCUUGACGUUCAGCUGCUUGUCGUUGACCGCUCGAACAGAGAUCGCAUUUGUGAGAUUGGCGAGAUUGGUGAAAUCUAUGUCAGAGCUGGCGGUCUCGCAGAGGGUUAUCUUGGCCCCGAACUCAAAGAGCUCACUAACUCCAAGUUCGUUCAGAACUGGUUCGUUGACAACGAGAAGUGGGUCAAGGAAGAUCAAGAGAAGGUUACCAAGGCUGGCAAGGAUGAGCCCUGGAGAGAAUUCUACAAGGGUCCUAGAGACAGACUUUAUCGCUCCGGUGAUCUUGGAAGAUACACUGCUGAUGGUAACGUCGAGUGUACCGGUAGAGCAGACGAUCAAGUCAAGAUUCGCGGUUUCCGUAUCGAGCUUGGAGAGAUCGACACUCACCUUUCUCAACAUCCCCUCAUCAGAGAGAACGUCACUCUCGUCAAGCGCGAUCACGAAGAGGAGCAGAUUCUUGUCAGCUACUACGUUCCUGACCUCAGCAAGUGGUCAGUCUGGAAGCAGGAAAAGGGAGAAGCUGACACUAACGUGGCUGAUGAUUUGAGCAUUCCCGAGAGGCUGAAGAUGUUUAACAGCUUGACCAAUGAUGUCAGAGAACACUUGAAGAAGAAGCUGGCUUCUUACGCUGUUCCUACUCUGUUUGUUCCUAUGGUCAGACUUCCUCUGACUCCCAACGGCAAGGUUGACAAGAGAGCACUUCCCUUCCCAGAGAAGUCGGAAUUGCUCGCCGCUUCAUCAAGCCAGCCUAUCCAAGAUGCUGCUACUCGUACGGAGACCGAGAAGGCGCUCGCAGAGAUCUGGGCUUUGUACCUCCGCAGCUAUGCCGCUGAGAGCAUUCCCUCAGACGUUCCCUUCUUCGACCUUGGUGGUAACAGUAUUGCUGCUGUUCAGAUCCCAUCUCAGAUCCGCAAAAAGUGGCCGGAUGUUACCAUCCCAGUCAGUGCCAUCUCUAAGAACCCGACUCUGCAACAACUCGCCGGCGACAUCGACCGCUCCUUGAACCCUGUUGGACUUCGUCUCGAUGCACAAGCCCCUGAGACUGAUGACCAGGAAGAGUUCUACUCAAACACCCUGCCUGAAUUGAUCAAGGAGAUCCCUGCCAAGAUCCAGUCUGCUAGCAGAGAAUCCGCCAAGCAACAAACAGUGUUCCUCACUGGAGCAACUGGAUUCUUGGGAUCUUACAUCCUUCGCGAUCUGCUCUCGUCUGGCAACAAAGUCAUCGCACACGUCCGUGCCAAGUCGACAGAGGAUGCUCUGCAGCGUGUCAAGGCGACGUGCCAGGCAUACGGUAUUUGGUCAGACUCGUGGGCAUCUAACCUUGAGUGUGUUACUGGUGAUCUGCAAGAGCAACCUCUACUGGGCAUGCAGCAGGAUGUGUACGACCGUGUCGCAAAGGAGGCCGAUGUUGUGAUUCACAACGGCGCCAUUGUGCAUUGGCUCAAGCCUUACUCAUCCCUGAAGUCUGCCAACGUUCUCAGUACCAUCUCGGCAAUCAAGUUGUGUGCUACUGGCAAGACCAAGAAGAUGGCCUUUGUUAGCUCUACAAGCGCUCUCGACUCUGAUCACUACGUGGAGUUGUCCAAGAACCUCAUUGCUUCCGGUGCUGCUGGCGUUAGUGAAUCUGAUGACAUGGAGGGAAGCAGACAAGGACUUACUACUGGUUACGGUCAGGGCAAGUGGGUGUCUGAGCGUCUGAUGGAAGAAGCCGGAAGAAGAGGCCUGGUCGGCUCUAUCAUUCGUGCCGGCUACGUGCUGGGUGACCCCAAGACUGGCACUACCAACACCGACGACUUCCUCAUUCGUAUGCUCAAGGGUUGCGUGCAAGUCGGAUCUAGACCCGACAUUACAAACACCAUCAACAUGGUGCCCGUCGACCACGUCGCCAGACUCGUCAUCGCCACAGCUCUGAACCAGCCCGUCGCACCCAUGGUUGUCUGCCACGUCACUGGCCACCCUCGCCUAACCUUCAACCAGUAUCUCGCCGCCCUCGAAGCCUUUGGCUAUGAAGCCCCCAAGGUCGACUUCCCUGCAUGGAGAGACGCUGUCGAGAGCUUCGUCGAGCAAGGCAAAGAAGAGCACGCCUUACUCGGUCUCUAUCACAUGGUCACCGGCGAUCUGCCCGGCAGCACCAAAGCACCGGAGCUCGACGACAGAAACUCUGCUGCUGCGCUCAAGGCUGAUGCAGCAAGAUCUGGUCAGGACUUUUCGGCUGGCAGCGCUGUUACCGAGGACAUUGUCGGACAGUAUCUGAGCUUCCUUGUCGCUAGAGGGUUCAUGCCCAAGCCUACUAAGCAAGGUAUCAAGACUCUGCCUGAGUCCAAGAUCACCAAGGAACAGAUUGAGGCUUUGGAUCGUGUUGGUGGACGUGGAGGUGCUGCUUGA
Molecule: messenger RNA, 3522 nt
Organism: Aureobasidium namibiae CBS 147.97
Lineage: Eukaryota; Fungi; Ascomycota; Dothideomycetes; Dothideales; Saccotheciaceae
Product: large subunit of L-aminoadipate-semialdehyde dehydrogenase
Exons: 2
Coding region: 1-3522 (1173 amino acids)
Biological process (GO): L-lysine biosynthetic process
Molecular function (GO): L-aminoadipate-semialdehyde dehydrogenase [NAD(P)+] activity; phosphopantetheine binding
Source: RefSeq, a predicted model, not a curated record